GGCGCGACAGAGAGUGCCGGGCGACUGCGGCCGCCGGCUCCGCCGACGUGAUCUGCGACGGUGCUGCCACCUCUGAGGAGCCGUGCGAAAUGACCAGCUGCACGAGCCUUGAGGGGUGGAAUCAAUGGUCCGUGUGGAGCCUGUGCGACGCACGCGGCGAGCAGCACCGCGCCCGCCACUGCAUGGUCUCGGAGCCGGGCGGCGAGCUGUGCCAGGGCGAAGACCGCCAGGCCCGGCUCUGCGUCGACACCGGCGACGAGAGCGUACUGUUGGCGGCCACGGGCACCGCGCCGGCCAUCGGCACCGGCCGCAUGGUGGCCGCCUGCCUCGGCUGCUUCUGCACCGGCGCCCUGCUGGCGACCGUCUGCACGUACUACCACCUGACGCGGCGGCGCCACCCGGGCGUGCGCUCCUCUAAGUACUACGACGCGCUGCCGAAGGCGGUCAGCCCCAACGCGUACGUGACGGUGCGCGGCGUGCCGGGCGUGCACGAGCUGGCCGAGCUGAAGAACGGCCGCCGCCGCAACGGCUCGGUCAAGGGCGGCGAGCUGGUCUCGGAGAAGACGGCCACCAUCCGCCGCAGCGGCAGCACCCGCUACAACCCGGUGAGCGCGGCCGAGCUGCGCGCCAACCUCGCCUCGGACGCCAUCUAUUGAGCACCGUGCUCCCGCGGAGCACAGCCUCGAGUACAAAACGCGUGCAGGCGCCGCGACAGACGUGAAACGCUUCGCGGCCCGCUGAUGUGUGUUCUGUGAGUGCGUGUGGUGCGGCGCGCAGUGUGGCGUGAGCGAUUUGUGAUCAUUGUUUUCAUUGUGACUCGUGUUUGCAGGUCAUUUCAUCUUCGUAAAUGUGGACGAUUAACAUUGCGCGGUGAUGGCACGGGUGCCUGCCAUAACACUUUUGCUGCACAGGGCUGGGCUCUGCAGGGCUCGCGUUCGCGCGGGGUCUCUUCAGCCCCGCACAAGACUUGCGAACAAAUGACGUCAGCGGUUGCGCUUGGUUUGAAAUGCAAGUCGUUUCAAGCCGAAGCGCAGAGCCGGCUGAGUUUUCCGAUCAUGCUUUUGAUGGCGGUUCAUCUUUGCCGUCAAGUGGAGAUGCCUCUUAUUCUACAUCGGAUAGCAACGCUGCGUCACAGUUGUGCCGAUGACGAUCCACGUCAUCGUGAGACAGCAGCCCGGGCCAGGCCGCCACACGUCGCGGAAAGGCGGGCCGGCAGGCAUCACUAGCAUUUUGAGGUAAAUGUGGAUCGGUGUGUAGGUGCCAAUUGAGAUGCGUGGCGUGUUCCGUCUGGGGGCACGAGGAACCUGGUGUUGUCGGCGGCACGGGAGCCGCCCGUGCCGUGCUCCUGUUUCCCAAUGCUGUUGCUCGACGCUCUCAGUGUCGCCCCCAAUCACGUGAUGCUGAAAUACACCGGAUGAGAUUAUU
This is a messenger RNA of Pollicipes pollicipes, 1425 nucleotides long. RefSeq names its product semaphorin-5B. The record is from RefSeq and is a predicted model, not a curated record. The coding region runs from base 90 to 656 and encodes 188 amino acids. The transcript is spliced from 3 exons. NCBI's taxonomy places the organism in Eukaryota, Metazoa, Arthropoda, Thecostraca, Pollicipedomorpha, Pollicipedidae.